This is a messenger RNA of Populus trichocarpa (black cottonwood), 1840 nucleotides long. Its product is annotated as E2F transcription factor-like E2FE. The transcript is spliced from 11 exons. Gene Ontology annotation, cellular component: RNA polymerase II transcription regulator complex. Gene Ontology annotation, molecular function: RNA polymerase II cis-regulatory region sequence-specific DNA binding; DNA-binding transcription factor activity, RNA polymerase II-specific. Gene Ontology annotation, biological process: regulation of transcription by RNA polymerase II. NCBI's taxonomy places the organism in Eukaryota, Viridiplantae, Streptophyta, Magnoliopsida, Malpighiales, Salicaceae. The record is from RefSeq and is a predicted model, not a curated record. Bases 289 to 1443 code for a protein of 384 amino acids.
CUACGUGAAAAAAAGAGAGAAUGGAGAAUUCAAAUUCCCGCUAGAGCCAAGUUUUUAAAAGACGAUUAACCCUCCAAACGUCUUCUUCUUUUUACUCUUCCUCUGUUCAAAAUUCCAAACCCCCGCCUACAAAAGUCAAACAGCAAACCCUCUCUUCUCCAAUCUCCGCCUUUCUUCCUUUUUAACGGUAUUCACCUCUCUUCCCUUCCUCCCUCUUUUUAUCAAAUAAAAUCCACAGUCCUUACAGUUCCAUUCACUGCAUCAGAUCUUCAGCCAAAUAAGAAGAUAAUGGCUUUGUCCUAUACCGAUAUCAUAGAUCCCCCUUCAAGGCAUCACGCUUAUAGCAGAAAACAGAAAUCUCUCGGUCUCUUAUGCACCAAUUUUUUGACCCUGUAUAAUCGAGAUGACAUUGACGUGAUUGGACUUGAUGAUGCAGCUUCUAAAUUAGGAGUUGAGAGAAGACGGAUCUAUGAUAUAGUGAAUGUCUUGGAGAGUGUUGGGGUUCUUGCAAGAAAGGCAAAGAAUAAGUAUUCAUGGAAGGGAUUUGCUUCAGUCCCUAAAGCUUUACAAGAUUUGAAGGAAGAGGGUUUGAGAGAUAAUGUCAAUACAAUUGAUAGGCAAAGCAAUAAUUCUGCGAAAGUUGCAAAUGAUGAUGAGGACGAGGACGAUGACUCUGAUUCUAAUCCUAACACAGGAAGCCAGAAUGAGAAUUCUAGUAUUAUCAAAUCUAUGGCUGUGUCAAGAUCUGAUCAUCGGAGAGAAAAGUCGUUGGGGCUUCUUACUCAGAACUUCGUGAAGCUCUUUGUGUGCUCCAACGCAAAUUUGAUCUCACUCGAUGAAUCUGCCAAGUUAUUACUAGGAGAUGGCCACAAUUUGUCAAUUAUGAGAACGAAAGUAAGGAGGCUAUAUGACAUUGCAAAUGUGCUGUCUUCUCUGAAACUUAUUGAGAAGACCCACACUGCUGAUACAAGGAAACCUGCAUUCAGGUGGUUAGGCUUCAGAGGCAAAUCAGAGAACGGAUCUGGUGAUCCUUUGGCUCCUUUUGAGUCUAGGAAGAGGACAUUUGGAGCUGAUAUCACAAACACAUGUUUCAAAAGAAACAAAAUGGAUUCUUCAGUUGACGGGGAUAAAAGCCAGAAUCUGAAGAUGCAGCAAAUAAAAGAUGAAAAUAUGGUAACUGUCGCCGAGAGAGGCAAUUUUGGUCAGGAUUUACAGCAGAAGUCGGGAAGUUUCCAGUUUGGCCCCUUUGCUCCUGUUAGCGUGGCCAAAGCGGGAAACCCUGAAGACAAUGUGACUCGAAUCUAUGAUUGGGAGGGUCUUUCGUCUACUUUUCGUCCUCAAUAUCACAACCAAGCUCUGAGAGAUCUCUUUUCCCAUUACACGGAAGCAUGGAAAUUAUGGUACACUGAAGUUGCUGGGAAGAAACCAUUACACAUCUCCUAAUUUUUCCCAUUACACGGAAGCAUGGAAAUUAUGGUACACUGAAGUUGCUGAGAAGAAACCAUUACACCUCCUAAAUUCUGAUACUUUGUGGCUCUGCUUUUCGCUAUGACCAGUACAGUGUUGGGCUCUCAAAAUUCUUCUUUUUGUACUUUUUAGGACAGAAGAAAUGGCUUCAGGUUGGAUGCACAUUCCCCGUGCACCAUCUUAGCAUGGCCACGCAAUGUUCUUUAUCUGAUGCAUCGAAGCAAAUAAAUUUGAAUAUAUGGUCUUUUCUCCGUAGGUUAACUAGCUACGAAGUUGCCUUCGAUUGUGCAACAUAUCAUUUUCUUCAUGGGACAGCAGCUGUAGCACAAAACAAUACUCUCCUGACUCUUUUCUAUCUUGAACUUGUUCUGCA